Messenger RNA from Poecilia latipinna (sailfin molly), 2170 nucleotides. RefSeq names its product steroid-5-alpha-reductase, alpha polypeptide 1 (3-oxo-5 alpha-steroid delta 4-dehydrogenase alpha 1) (gene srd5a1). Gene Ontology annotation, biological process: steroid biosynthetic process. The record is from RefSeq and is a predicted model, not a curated record. Lineage: Eukaryota; Metazoa; Chordata; Actinopteri; Cyprinodontiformes; Poeciliidae. The coding region runs from base 141 to 938 and encodes 265 amino acids. The transcript is spliced from 6 exons. Gene Ontology annotation, molecular function: 3-oxo-5-alpha-steroid 4-dehydrogenase activity. Gene Ontology annotation, cellular component: membrane.
UGAUUGGUUCGAGGCGGUCCUCUCGUACGCUCAGUCGGCAUUGCGUUUUCUUUGUGACAGCAAGUAAACCAGUUCAUGUCCUGUGAAACAGGAGCAGUAUCAUAAAAUUUUAACCCGGUAUCGUUCAGCUUUCCGUUGCUAUGGACGUCUUCCUGUCCUGGCUGUUCUCCUCGGAGGAGCAGGAGCUGUAUAUUUUAGACUGCAUGGCUUACUUCAUGUAUUUCAUGGCAGCCUUCACAUUCGUUAGUUUACUUUUCCAAAACGUCCCAUACGGAAGGUAUGCUUCGAGCAAAUAUGGGUUUCCUGUUAAUGUGAAGUUUGCCUGGUUCAUUCAGGAGCUGCCCUCCUUAUUGUUGCCUCUGUGUUUGGUGUUUUGGACAUCUUCCUCUAAAACGUCUCUAUUACCCAAUCAGCUCCUCAUUGGUAUGUUCCUCUGUCACUACGUUCAAAGAACCCUUAUUUAUCCAUUUUUAAUUCGAGGGGGUAAAGCAACACCGUUCGCCUCAUUCGCCCUGGCCUUUGCCUUCUGCGUUUACAAUGGUUACAUGCAGGUUCGAUACCUGAGUCACUAUGCAGAGUACCCUGCAGACUGGGUUACACAUCCACGCUUCAUCACAGGUUCUGCUCUUUGGCUGAUUGGCUGGCUGAUGAACAUCCACUCUGACCACAUCCUGAGGAGCCUGAGGAAACCCGGCGAGACGGGUUACAAGAUCCCGCGAGGCGGAAUGUUUGAGUUCGUGUCCGGAGCCAACUUCUUGGGAGAGAUAACCGAGUGGGCCGGCUUCGCUCUGGCGGGCCGCUCGGCUCACAGUGCAGCCUUCUCCGUCUUCACCACAGCGGUCCUCGCCAACAGGGCUGUGGCCCACCACAAAUGGUACCUUGCUAAGUUUGAAGACUAUCCCAAAAGCAGGAAGGCACUGAUUCCCUUUGUGUUCUAGAAAGCUGCAGAGCCGCCCCAGAAAGAUACGUUACGGAACAAAAACGCAACAAACUUCCAGAAAACCGCAAAACAGCUGAAACACUGAGCUCUUCUAAAUCAAGACUAAAAAAAAACCCCACCCGUUCAGAGUGGCUUUCCACCCAUAAUCACUGGGACGUUGACCAACACACACGAUGCGUAUUGAUGAUUUUGACGAAGGCACUCGACAAAACUUAAUGUUUACCAGUUUCUCAAUUGAUGUCUGUAUGAUGUUUUUUAUGGAUUUGUGUUUUCAUGAUGGAAAGCGCUUUGGACUGCCUUGUUGCUGAAAUGUGCUAUGCAAAUAAACUUGAUUGAAAGUACACUUCUUUAUGUGAGCGGUGUCCUGAAGAAGCGUCUUACAAACGGGAAUGUUUCUCAAAAGCAGCAUUUGUGUUUGUGGGGCUAUAAUUGCUGCGGCACACACUCACAGCCAUAUAGUUGUAUAAAAAAGAAGUAGUAAAUGGUUCUAAUUGUUACUUUUCUAAUUGUAGUACAGUCACAAUACUACAAGAAAAUACUGUGAUAUUGUCAAAGAUUUAAGAAGGGCACUUUUUUUGUCCAUAGGAACAAAACAGCAGGUGCUCCAGAACCUCCUAGUGUCUGAUCUGUGCAUGCAUCUGAUGGAGAAAUUUCAAAUCUGGUCUUCCUGCUUCAUUUUGGUCUGUUUAUCAUUAAAGAAAUCUAAAAACCAGACAGAGGAGUCUUUGCGGUAACAGCAAAGCCUGAUACUUUUAUCCGGCUUCAAUUUGGAAAUCACGCGCCUCCUCUCAAUAACUCACCCAAGCCUGAAACGAGGAGAUGAGAGUCCUGCCUGAGCACCGCCGUGGGGAUUCUCCACCAAUCAAUGAAGAAGAGGAACUCACUGAUAAACGUGGAUGGCAAGUCAACGCCACAUGGGGAACGCACAGAGCUUAAAAAGACAAAAACUCUAAGAAAAUAUACAAGUGGAAAAGUUAGUAUUGAUUUGAAUGUUGUGUAGCUUCAGGUGUUGUUUUGUGGUGACUGUUACUAUGAGUAAAGUUUUUUUUUUCUGAGUGAGAACUGUAAUAGAUUCAUAAUGGGAUGAAAUGUUAUUCAAGUGCCAUUAAUUCUCCUCUUUUUUUUAUGAAAACAAACAUGUUCAAGAAGCAUUUUCCUUUCACUUUUUACAAUUGUACACAACUUAGUGCUGUUCUGUCACAUAAAAUCCCAAUAAAUUGAUUUUUUUUA